AUGGCCGAGCCCUGUUGUGAGACUUCUUCUGAGGAAAGCCUCGGCACCAAAGAGCCCACAGAAGCCGAACCAAAGCGCCCAAAGCAGAAGAUGCCAAGGUGUUGUCGCCGCUGCUGCCCGGACAGUUUCAUCACCUCUUUCCCCAGGGUUCUGAAGCAGGUUCACGAGGGCCUGGACAUCUUCGAGCCCAUCGCCGAGGAGUCUGCACCCCUGGCCAGCUCCACCAAGCGCUCCACCAUCACCUUCAGAGAGAUCCAGACCUCCGUGCCCCUGCUGCUGCCCAGGGAGAUUGGCAAGCACGCCAUGUCCUAG
Molecule: messenger RNA, 312 nt
Organism: Physeter macrocephalus (sperm whale)
Lineage: Eukaryota; Metazoa; Chordata; Mammalia; Artiodactyla; Physeteridae
Product: histone H2B type W-T-like
Exons: 1
Coding region: 1-312 (103 amino acids)
Cellular component (GO): nucleosome
Molecular function (GO): DNA binding; structural constituent of chromatin; protein heterodimerization activity
Source: RefSeq, a predicted model, not a curated record